AACAAGACCCAGUGUUAUUACGUACACUUGUGAACUGCUACUGUUCAACAGCGCUAAAAUGCCGAGGUCUUUCUUAGUUAAAAAGAACCCUGAGAGGAAGGCUCCUUCGAGUCGAAAUGAGUCCUACCAAGAGAAAAGCUAUGGUUGCCAGAUUCAUGGCGCGUCUUCGCGUCUUUCCGAUGAUAAACAAGACAAUAGACCGAAGCAGGACACACGAAUACAGUUUUGGAAUGGGUUAGGAACAAAAUGUAUCUAUCCUGCUGAUGUUACUAGCAUUCCUGGCGUCAACCAGCUCACAAACGUCCCGAAACCUCCCGUGAAAUUUGAGCGCCCGAGCGAACCAGAUGACAGAUGCAACGGUGAAGAAUACUUAGACUGCCAAGGAUCUCAAGCAAGCACGGACAGUGAGCGUGCAAGACACCAAUGCAAUCAAUGUAAUAAAUGUUAUACUACUUUAAUAGGACUGGUCAAGCAUCAGCAAUAUCACUGCUCAUCUCACCACAAGAAAACGUUCACCUGUAAGCAGUGCGAUAAAAUCUACGUAUCCUUGGGAGCCCUAAAAAUGCAUAUAAGAACCCACACCCUGCCAUGCAAGUGCAAGAUAUGCGGUAAGGCGUUUAGCAGACCAUGGCUACUUCAAGGUCAUAUUCGUACACAUACCGGGGAAAAACCCUACGAGUGCCCGAUAUGUAAACGAGCAUUUGCAGAUCGUUCUAAUCUACGUGCGCACAUGCAAACACAUGCAGAGGUUAAGAAGUAUUCAUGUUCAAGGUGCGCCAGAUCGUUUUCAAGAAUGUCGCUGUUGGUUAAACACGAGGACUCAGGCUGUCUUUCUAUCGCUCACAGUACGUGAUUUGAAUCCAGUUAGAAAACACGUUACAAAGGACAACAAUUGCCGAUUAAUAGGAAAAUUACGUUAAAAACCUUUUGAUAUUAUCUCGAAUAGUUCUGAAGCUGCCAUAGAAAAGCUCAGUCUUAAACUUAGCAAUAAUGAUACUAAACAAAGUUAUUUCUUUUUUUUAUCUUCAAGCGGAAAACUGCACGGCUUAUAGAUCAAUUAGACCAGGGGACUAUCAAGUCGGCUUUUUGCAUACGCCGCGCGCACUGAUGUUUAUCGUAAAAUGUUAAAUUUCAAGUCAUUCAGCGCUCUUCCCUGUUCCUGUUUAAUAAUAUUUAUCAAUGUAAAAAUGUGGAUAAAAAAGAAGAAAGAAAAUACGGUGUUGUAGUUAACAGGUUGUGUUGGAAUGUUGCACUUGAAAGUUGAUAUCAAAGCCGAUAAGAUACUAUAACCUCAGUAUAAUGUCUCGAAAACAAUCUACUUUUAUUACGCCUAAUUACAAACCAACUUUUACCAAACCGAACACAGGAAAUGACUCAGGCCUCGAGAUUGCAUGAUGCUGAGGUUUUUUUACCCACAGGAACGUUUAUACAAAGUUUAUCUUGAAAUUGUUGUGAUUAAAGAAAGUUUUGUCAGAUUUGAA
Exaiptasia diaphana is the source of this 1481-nucleotide messenger RNA. Its product is annotated as protein snail homolog Sna. Bases 59 to 853 code for a protein of 264 amino acids. Gene Ontology annotation, biological process: regulation of DNA-templated transcription. NCBI's taxonomy places the organism in Eukaryota, Metazoa, Cnidaria, Anthozoa, Actiniaria, Aiptasiidae. Gene Ontology annotation, molecular function: RNA polymerase II cis-regulatory region sequence-specific DNA binding; DNA-binding transcription factor activity, RNA polymerase II-specific. The transcript has 2 exons. The record is from RefSeq and is a predicted model, not a curated record.